This is a messenger RNA of Pseudovirgaria hyperparasitica, 1284 nucleotides long. RefSeq lists its product as uncharacterized. Gene Ontology annotation, biological process: protein deglycosylation; glycoprotein catabolic process; protein quality control for misfolded or incompletely synthesized proteins. The transcript has 2 exons. Gene Ontology annotation, cellular component: cytosol; nucleus. Gene Ontology annotation, molecular function: peptide-N4-(N-acetyl-beta-glucosaminyl)asparagine amidase activity. The record is from RefSeq and is a predicted model, not a curated record. NCBI's taxonomy places the organism in Eukaryota, Fungi, Ascomycota, Dothideomycetes, Acrospermales, Acrospermaceae. Bases 1 to 1284 code for a protein of 427 amino acids.
AUGACGGAGCAGUUCAGACAGCUGCUGAGCACGCGGAGGAUGAACGACCUGACGACUCGCUCGACGGCCCAAAUAUCACGCUCUGGUUCUCCAGGACCGACUGAUUAUCGGAGAUCACUGCACAGCGGCUCCGCGCAACAACAGCAACAACAACAACAACCUCCGUCUUACUCUUCACUUCGAAACAUACCUCUCGUACCAACACCGCCUUCAGAUCCGAAAUCGCUGCGCUUUCGCAAUAAACUACUAUCCCUAUCCGACGUACCACGGCGCUGGGAGAACCCUGGUCUGCUCGACGAAGCAUUGCGCGCAGUGCCGCUGGAACAAAUAUACAAUGAAGCAGAGGAGGAAAGCCAGAUUCUACGAGCAGAGGCCGAGAGCUUAGGUGGCGGCAAGAAGGCCAUGUGGGGUUAUCAAGACUGUGUUGUUCGAGCGCUGCUCCGGUGGUUCAAGCGAUCGUUCUUUACCUACGUCAACAACCCGCCUUGCUCGAAGUGCAUGUCUCCAUCAAUCGCCAUUGGCAUGGCUGCGCCCAUUCCCGACGAACAGGCCCGCGGCGCCAACCAGGUCGAGCUCUAUCAAUGCAUCAACGAGGUCUGCAAGCACUACGAACGCUUCCCGCGAUACAACGAUGCAUUCGUCCUUUUGCAAGAACGACGAGGCCGCGUAGGCGAGUGGACCAACUGCUUCUCGAUGCUCUGCCGGGCUGUCGGCUCCAAAGUUCGUUGGGUGUGGAACAGUGAAGACCACGUCUGGACCGAAGUCUACUCCGUGCACCGUAAGCGAUGGAUACACGUUGAUGUUUGUGAGGAGGUUUGGGACAAGCCGUUGCUCUACACUCUAGGCUGGGGUAGAAAACUAGCCUACUGUAUAGCGUUCUCGGCGGAAGGUGCCAUGGACGUCACUAGGCGCUAUGUCCGGAAUCCACAGACUCACGCCGCAGACCGCAACGCGGCCCCCGAGUCCGUCGUACUGCACAUCAUGGACGAGAUCCGAGCGAUCCGUCGCGGGAAGAUGACCAAGCAAGACAAGUUCCGUCUCGAAGGCGAAGACAUGAGGGAGAACCGCGAGCUGCGCCACUAUGUUAUCCACGCCAUCGCCUCGGAGAUUAUCAAGCUGAAACCAGCCGACAUUGUCUCAGGCCGGAUACCCCAAGUUACCAGGAGCGAUGCCGACGCUCAGAAGGCAGCCGAGAGCAGACAGAAACAGGAAUGGGUCCGCUCUCGAGCGCAAGGCCGAGGCAACCCUAACCAGCACCACCAACACGACCAAGGACACCGGUGA